Messenger RNA from Trachymyrmex septentrionalis, 1013 nucleotides. RefSeq names its product mitotic spindle assembly checkpoint protein MAD2B (gene PolZ2). Lineage: Eukaryota; Metazoa; Arthropoda; Insecta; Hymenoptera; Formicidae. The record is from RefSeq and is a predicted model, not a curated record. The transcript is spliced from 3 exons. The coding region runs from base 396 to 1013 and encodes 205 amino acids. Gene Ontology annotation, cellular component: zeta DNA polymerase complex.
GAUGAAAAUAAAUUUCUAAAAUCGUUAAAACUCUAUUAAUUUAACAGAUUUUAAGUAUUUCAGUGAUUUAUUUCCAUUAGGAGCAUUGCAAAAAAGUGGAUAUUGUGUAGUUGACAUCUACUUCUUCAGAGGGCGGCAAUGCGCAAGGCAUUUUGCGAUUACAAAAGUCCCCCCCCCCCUUCUCUCGUGCUCUCAGAUUUCUCUCUAACUAGUAAUCAUUAGCAAUCUAGCGCAAUCCAGCAGGAAGACAAGUACCUAGUGUAUCGCCAGCUUAAUAUUCACAUACAUGUGAGGUGGUCAAGAGAGCAAUAGGGGUAGAGAAUAUAUUUACUGUGUGUAUAUACAUAUAUUUAAAAAAAAAACAGCAUGACAAUUAUCUUCAAUGUCAUCAUAAAAUGUCUCAAGAUAAGAUAGUUGGUGUUGAUAUUCUCUUGGAAUUUUUGGAAGUAGCGUUUAAUCACAUAUUAUUUUUCCGCAAAAUCUAUCCUAAGGAAAUUUUUGUUAAGAAAAAGAUAUAUGGAAUUACGGUAUAUGUAUCAGACCAUCCAGAAUUGAAUGAAUAUUUAUCAAAUGUCCUAAAUGCAAUCAGAGAAUUGAUAAAGGAAGAUGAAAACAGUAUUAGAACCAUCAAUCUUACCUUCUACAACAAGAACAAGUCACCAAUAGAAAAAUUUGUCUUUGAUAUGGUUAAACUACAGGCAGAGUUUAUGGAGAGAGAUCCAUAUUAUUUAAAAACAGAAGAAGCACUAAAAACAGUUUGCUUAAAAUUAUCAAUGUGUGAUACAUACUUAAAAGCUAUUCCAGACAAUUCAACUUUUUCUAUUGAAAUUCAAACAUAUGAAACUGCACAUGUUACUCUGAGCGAAAAUCCAAAAUGUGAAGAUUUUCCAUGGAUUAUUAAAGAUGAUGCAGUAGAAAUGAUCAAUAAAAAUCUAUUGCCAUUAAAGGACAUCAAAACAGAUUGUUUAAAUUUGCAACUCUAUGUGAUUGAGGAUACAGCAAAUAAAAUCUAA